AUUACCCGGACCUGCCGUUAGCCCUACACCACUCACAUAAAUAUAGAGAGAGUAUACAUAAAGGAGACACAUCAUCUGCACACAACCAUUUUUCUUGAAACCUAAAAAUAGCUCAAUAACAUCAACAUCUCCAACUACACCAGAGCCCACCAUUUCAAUGGCAAAUUUCUCCUCAAAAAAACCAUUAUUAAGGCUGACUUUCAACUAAUCCUAUUGAUUUUUUUGGCCUUCCCUUUACCUCUUUUUUCGCAAAUCUUCAAACGAUAUUUUAGCCUUUUUUUUGGUUUGAUUUUUUGCAAAUUUUGAAUUACCAUCUGAUGUUUUGGCUUUUUGAUCGCAAUUUGGAAUCACCCUUUUGAUAAAGUUCGGUUCUUUUUCAUAUAUUUGGUUAAAGUUUGCAGAAUCCAUGGCCGGCAUCGCUACCGCCGGCGAAACCAGCACCAGCAGCAACCUAGCGCCGACGAGAAGUCUGGGAAAGAAGGAAAAUCAGGGGCUUCUGUUGGGCAGGUACGAAAUUGGGAAAUUACUAGGGCAUGGUACUUUUGCUAAGGUGUAUCACGCUAGGAAUGUGAAGACGAAUGAGAGCGUAGCAAUUAAGGUGAUUGAUAAAGAGAAGAUCUUGAAAGUGGGUCUUAUUGAUCACAUAAAACGUGAGAUCUCAAUUCUCAAGAGAGUUAGACACCCAAAUAUAGUUGAAUUGUACGAAGUUAUGGCUACCAAAGCCAAAAUCUACUUUGUCAUGGAGUAUGUCAAAGGCGGUGAGCUCUUCAAUAAGGUUGCCAAAGGCAGGCUUAAGGAAGAAGUUGCUCGGAAAUAUUUCCAGCAGUUAAUCUCUGCUGUCGCUUUUUGUCACGCCCGUGGUGUUUACCAUAGGGACCUAAAGCCAGAAAAUAUACUGUUAGAUGAAGAUGGGAACGUCAAAGUUUCUGAUUUUGGCCUGAGUGCCAUUUCAGAGCAGAUAAAGCAAGAUGGGCUCUUUCAUACUUUCUGUGGUACCCCGGCUUAUGUGGCGCCGGAGGUGUUAGGUAGAAAGGGUUAUGAUGCAGCUAAAGUUGACAUUUGGUCAUGUGGGGUGAUACUCUUUGUGCUAAUGGCAGGGUAUUUACCAUUUCAUGAUCAGAAUAUUAUGGCUAUGUACAAGAAAAUAUAUAGGGGUGAAUUUAGAUGUCCCAGGUGGUUUUCACCUGAAUUAACUCGGUUUCUAAAGCACCUUCUUGAUAUAAAUCCCGAAACCAGGAUCACCGUUCAGGAGAUUAUGAAUAAUAGGUGGUUCAAGAAGGGUUUUAAACAUGUCAAAUUUUAUAUUGAGGGUGAUAAGCUGUGUAGUAUAAAUGAUGAUGAGUAUGGUGGGAUUGAUUAUUCGUCUGAUAGAUCAGAGUCUGAAUCUGAAAUAGAGAUCAGAAGGAGGUCGGCUAGUUUGCCUAGGCCAGCUAGCUUGAAUGCAUUUGAUAUCAUUUCAUUUUCCCGUGGCUUUGAUUUGUCAGGUUUGUUUGAGGAGGGAGGAGAUGGGGCAAGGUUUGUAUCUGGGGCUCCUGUGCCCAAGAUCAUCAAUAAGUUGGAGGAAAUUGCUAAAGUUGUGAGCUUUGCAGUAAGGAAGAAGGAUUGUAAAGUGAGUAUGGAGGGAUCUAAGGAGGGUGCAAAGGGGCCGUUGACAGUUGCAGCUGAGAUAUUUGAGUUGACGCCAUCGUUGAGAGUUGUUGAGGUGAAGAAGAAAGGAGGUGAUAGCAUGGAGUAUGAGGAGUUUUACAACAGGGAAUUGAAGCCAGGAUUACAGAAUUUAGCUCAUGAAGUUGGAUACCCUGUUGAUUCAUCACAUUUGCCAUCAGAUACUGAAUAGAGAGAGAGAAGGGGAAAGGGAAGCGCUGUAUUACAGAUUGAGCUUCUCAAUAUUGUAAGGCCAGCGAUGAUGUCCCAUAGGUUGUGAAUGCAAUAUGCUUGAGUGCUCUUGUUUUGUGCAACUUUCUUUAGUCAGUACGGACAAGAAGCAGGUGUUGUCUAAGUUGCUUGGACUUGGGGGAACGGAUGUCCAAUACUGGUGCUGAUCUAGAGGUCGAAUGCUUCAUGAUCUAAAUUUUAAUAUUUGGGGAUAUGGAUCCAGGCAUUGAUACGAGUGCUAGGAUUCAGUUAAAAAUAAUUCAAAUAUCUACAAAUAGAGUUAUAAAACCUAAAUUAUAUGAUAUUACGUGGAAAACAUGAUGAGAAAUUGAUAAGAGGAGAAUCUUGAAAGGAGAUAAAAGGAAAAGGAGUAGCAUAGAAAUUUCUAUAUACAAGGUAUUUAAUUUUUUUCAGUUUCACCUUAGGUUUUGUUUUGAUUACAGAAAUCAUUCAAUCUGUCGAUUUUGGUCAUAGUAUCCAAAAUCGGUUGACCAGGUUGGGUACAGAUUCCCUACUCACACCCAUGUCGUGUCGACAUGGGCGCGGCACCAAAAGUGAAGAGUCGGAGCAACUUAAGGCGUAGCUAUCACCAUCAGGCAUUUGCCAUUGGUUGUACCGCAUGAAACAUUUAUUGAAUAAACAGCAACUUUUGCUAAUAACAUCUGCACAAUAAUUUCACAAAUAUUUGAUUAACUUCUCAUGGAAUCAAUUUUUGAUACUUGC
Solanum dulcamara is the source of this 2598-nucleotide messenger RNA. Its product is annotated as CBL-interacting serine/threonine-protein kinase 12-like. Gene Ontology annotation, biological process: protein phosphorylation; signal transduction. The coding region runs from base 407 to 1837 and encodes 476 amino acids. Gene Ontology annotation, molecular function: protein kinase activity; ATP binding. The transcript has 2 exons. The record is from RefSeq and is a predicted model, not a curated record. NCBI's taxonomy places the organism in Eukaryota, Viridiplantae, Streptophyta, Magnoliopsida, Solanales, Solanaceae.